AUGCUGCUCUCCCUGAUUCAGACACACAUGAGCUACUUGUUCAUCAAGACAAACUUCAUCGGCGUUCGGGCGCAGUUCAUCCGGGAACAUGACCCCAAGCCGGGGCGGAGAUGGAACUACGCCGUUCAGGUCCUUUACAAUCCGAUCCUGCCUCUGGUCAAAGCUUCAAUCCUCGUGACCUUGAUACUGCCCGGAUCCGAGGGCCGCGUAGGCCUCGGGCCGCUGUUUCGUGGCAAGAGCAGGUACCAGUUGCCCGAUGCGGAGACAGGGAUGACCGACAACAAGAGCGGCAAGAAAGGUCGCAGCCGAGGCGGUAUUAGAAAGCAAAGGCCGAUUCAGUCACGGGACGUCCGGGUGCUCCGGAUCAACGACGCGACGAGUCCAAGCCUGACAGAAGACAAGAAGACGGAUCUGCGAGGACGCAGCCCAAGAAGAAGAAGAAGAAGAAGCGCAGAGAAUACUAUGACGUCGGCUAACGGCAUCAUGAGGCUCAGUGACGUCCAGCGCGAGAUCGACGUGCUGGUCAAGGACCUGGCCGUGGGGCCGGGCGGUUCAUAUUUGCUGAAGAGGCCGACGGGUCACGAUGAGCGGGAGCGCCAAGAGCAGUUCCGACGCGAGAUGGAACAGAUGGAGCGCGAAGUGAGAUCUCGACAACAGGCAGCGGCAGCUCCCCGAAAGCCGCCGUCCGAGGCUAACUUUAGCUCUUACGCGGCAGGAGUAGUCAGUUGUGCUAGCAGCCAGGCUGGGCCAAGAAUUGGCCCGCGGACUAGGUCUAGAACUAGGAACAGGGACUUUAGCGAGGCGCGCAAGCCAAAGCACGGCGAUAAGAGAAACGGCGUCAUACCGCCAAGUGAGCCAACAGCACCAGCCUGGCCAUUCUGA
Molecule: messenger RNA, 882 nt
Organism: Pyricularia oryzae 70-15
Lineage: Eukaryota; Fungi; Ascomycota; Sordariomycetes; Magnaporthales; Pyriculariaceae
Exons: 4
Coding region: 1-882 (293 amino acids)
Source: RefSeq, a predicted model, not a curated record